Molecule: messenger RNA, 2121 nt
Organism: Ixodes scapularis (black-legged tick)
Lineage: Eukaryota; Metazoa; Arthropoda; Arachnida; Ixodida; Ixodidae
Product: methyltransferase-like protein 7A
Exons: 2
Coding region: 582-1355 (257 amino acids)
Molecular function (GO): S-adenosylmethionine-dependent methyltransferase activity
Source: RefSeq, a predicted model, not a curated record
GUUUAACCUUGGUACUGCCGUUGCUUCUUUAGUCCUGUUUUCCGGAGAGCCUUAAAUUAUACGAAAUUAGCCGCACCUCGAGCAUGCCGUUUCUAUUUCUGGUGUAAGCACCUAGAAUCUCCCAACUCCCUUAAGCUGUUUUGACCGCAGACAACGCGUGUUCAGGAGGAAAGCCGAACCCGCAACAAGGGUUAUGCGCACCCGCUGACAACACCGGUGUUAUUUACCUCGGCACUCGCCCGACUGUUUUUGCAGCCUACUUCCACGCCCGACCCGUUCUUAUUUUCUCUCCUUUCGUCGGCGGGCCGAGGGAGGACCUCGAUUUCGGCGCUUCCAAGCGUCUCGAAGGUGACUUUUUUUUUCCGGCCAGCUAAAAACCGGUUCCCGCGUUUGCACAGGCAGUCUCCCUCGUACGCGCCACUCGAGAAAUAUCGUCUGCUACCGAGAGAAGGGUCGCCGGGCGCCGUCAUCUGAAAUUCUUUUGUUUGUUUUACACACGCGAUCUUUCCUGUCUUUUGUUCACCAGCGGCGAACCCGUGUCAAUCAAGUUUGCCCUGCCCUUUCUGCGCAGCCCGGUAGCCAUGGCCAGAUUUCCUCAGACCAGCGAGAACUUCAGACACUACCUCUUCGUCGGAGUGCCGCUGACGCUCUUCGUGAUGUGUCUGCUGUCCCGAAAACAGCGCAAGGAGGCCCAGCGUCGCUUCUUCGCCUGGGCGUACUCCAAGUACUACGCGCAACACAACGCCAAGAUCCUAGCGCCCUACAAGCGGGAGCUUUUCGCGGACAUGCGGCAGGCUGUCUCUCACGACCCGACCCUGCGGUCAGAGGGGGUCAUUCGCGUCGUGGAGAUAGGCGUCGGGACUGGGACCAACUUGGAGUACUAUCCGCCAGGCUGCAAGCUGGUGUCGGUCGAGCCCAAUCCCUACUUCGAGAAGCUGUUCAAGGAGAACCGAAGUGCUUUUCCCGACGUCGACGUGGAGCGCUUCGUUCUGGGGUGCGCGGAAGACAUGUCGGACAUUCCGUCCGCUAGCGUGGACUGCGUGGUGUCCACGCUCGUCAUGUGUUCCGUCCAAGACAUGGGCCAGACGAUUCGGGAGAUUAAGAGGAUUCUCGUAGACGGCGGUAGCUUCUACUACGUGGAACACAUCGGCUACAAGGAGGGUACCUGGUCCCACACGCUGCAGCGGGCAAUCCAGCCGCUCUGGUCCGUCAUCAGCGACGGUUGUCACCUUACCAGGGACGUGCCCAUGUACGUCGAGUUCAUCGGCUUCAGGGAGAUCUACGAGAAUGUCUAUCAUCCAAGCGGCCUGCCUUACCUCGUGCGUCCGACCCUCGUUGGAAAAGCAGUGAAAUAAUAGCGCUUAAUCAAGGGCUCGAGAGCUCGUUGGUAAAUAGCCCGUGAUGGCAACAUGUAGACGGCGAACCCGUGUAGAAAACAAUCAUGUUUUCUAUUGCCACAUUAUACAUUCCUCGCAUUAAAAUAGAACAGCUGUUCUGAUGAUUGCUAGUUUCAAUGACUCUACAUAUAUUGCGAGGAUAUAGAUAAGACUUUUAUUUUCACCAGCACUCAUGACAAAUAGCUGGUGUUCGCAUAUAUGUCUGAAGAAUUAAAGAUCCACCCUUAGAACAAAACUUUUGCGAUUCAAAUCACAAUUGCUAUAUGUAUAUAUCUGAAGGUAUAACGCUACCUUCCCAGGCGCAAUAUUUUUUUACAAUUUUCAAUGGAGAACCAUUUCAAGUUUGACUGUGAUCCCUCCUAUAUAUAGUAUUAACGCGGAUAUCUCCUGAAAUGAAUGAUGCGGUGUCAGUUCCCAAGCUUUUGAUUUAUUACGACAUCAUGCAAGCUUAAACGGAGACUACAAGCACUGCUCGGUUUCACUGUUUAUUUAUUAUUUCUUGUAUUCAUGAAACUUAUGCAUAUAAAUUGUCGCCACACAAUUUUGUCUUUGUAUGGAUGCCUCAUUAUGGGUGUCUUGAAGUAUGCAUUAAAACGAUUAACGAGUUUGUAUAAAUUACUUACUACACUCACCCAGUCUAUUUGAAUUUUAAUUGUCUAAUCUUGCUAGUCAUCAAAAAUUUACGACAUCUCUUGCAAGCGAAACAAUAAAAAUUUCAUAAUUA